UUGGAGGUAUCAUGCUCCAUUGUCAGAGGUUAAUGCUCGGCCACUUUUGAAGCAGGAAAGUGAGGAGGUUAUUCAUUUUGACAGAUCAAACGUGCCAAAUCUUGUGCAGGAGAUUGAACGGAAGCUUCAAAAAAGCAAGGUGGAAUGCAUGAUUUGCUAUGAGAUGGUGGGAAAAUCAGCGGCAAUAUGGUCUUGUAAUAGCUGCUAUGCACUCUUUCACCUACAUUGCAUAAGGAAGUGGGCACGAGCUCCAACUUCCAGAGAUUUGUCUGCUGGGCAAAGUCAGAGAUCGAAUUGGAGAUGCCCAGGUUGUCAAUCAGUGCAGUAUUCAAGACCAGAGGAUCUUCAGUAUUAUUGUUUCUGCGGAAAAAUGCAAAACCCAUACAAUGAUUUCUAUCUGACUCCACACUCAUGUGGAGAGCCAUGUGGAAAAUCACUUGAUAAAGGGAAGGAAAUGUCUCGUUGCCCUCAUACUUGCACACUCCUAUGUCAUCCAGGCCCUUGUCCUCCUUGCACAGCAAUGGCUGCACCUCAGCCAUGCCCAUGCGGUAAAAAAACAACUACAAGAAGAUGUUCCGAUCAGAAACCAGCUGAAUCAUGUGGACAAGUGUGCGAGCAGCUUCUUACCUGUGGUCGACAUCUUUGUGAUAAAAUAUGCCAUGAGGGUCCUUGUGGUUCAUGCACUAUUUUAACAAAUGCCUCAUGCUUUUGUGGGAAAAAAGAGAACAUGAUGCUUUGCGGGGACCUGGAGUUCCAUGGAGAAUUAGAGUGGAAAAGUGGUGUGUAUGCAUGUGAGAAUCUUUGUAUGAAGAUGCUCUCGUGUCAAAAUCACAAUUGCAGCUUGGGAUGUCAUCCAGGAGAAUGCAAAGAAUGUGAUUUAUUACCUGAGAAGUUAAAAACAUGCCCCUGUGGUAAAACACAAAUACUAAAUGAAAGGAAGAGUUGCCUGGAUCCUGUGCCAACAUGCUCAGAAGUAUGUGAAAAGCUUCUUUCUUGUGGGAAACACAAGUGCAUAUAUUCUUGUCACCAGGGCAUCUGCCCUCCUUGUCUGGUUUCUGUGGAUCAGAAAUGUCGAUGUGGAUCUUCUUCCAGAAAAGUCAGUUGUUGGAAAACAACAUCAGAAACAGAGGACAACAAAGAAUUUUUGUGUGAAAAGGUUUGUGGACAGAAGAAACACUGUGGUAGACACAGAUGCAAUGAAAAAUGCUGCCCUCUGUCACAUCGAGGUCGGUCUGAUAUUCAAACAGGUGACUGGGAUCCACAUUUAUGUCUUAUGCCAUGUGGGAAAAAGAUGAGAUGUGGUCAACAUUACUGCCAGGAACUUUGCCAUAGUGGCUACUGCCCCCCAUGUCUUGAAACUAAUUUUACUGAUCUCUCUUGUGCAUGUGGGAAGACAUCGAUUCCUCCUGCAGUACCAUGUGGAACACCUAUUCCUUCAUGUGCAUAUCCUUGUUCCAUUCCUCAGCCAUGUGGACAUUCUGCAACUCAUAAUUGCCAUCUUGGAGAGUGCCCUCCUUGUACAGCGAGUGCUGAAAUUACUUGCUCAUGUGGUCGAAUGACAGCAAAAGUUCCAUGUGAUGCCGGAGGUAACAAUAUCAGAGCUGAUCCAGUCUUUGAAGCUUCUAUUUAUCACAAAUUGCCUGCUCGCCUUCAGCCAACAGAGUCACAUUUGACCAGAGUUCCAAUGGGCCAGAGAAAGCUUGCAUGUGAUGAUGAAUGUGCAAAGUUGGAGAGGAAGAAGACUGUAGCAAAUGCCUUCGACAUUUCAACGAGUGUCGAUCUACAAGAGGUGAAUGGAAAAACAUCAGAAAUGCUUGCUGACUUGAUUCGGAGAGAGCCUCAAUGGGUCUCAGAUGUUGAAGAUAGGUUUAAAUAUUUAGUUCUGGGAAGGACAAAAAUAAACACAAACGGUAUUCGUGUCCACAUUUUCAAUGCUGUGCCAAAGGAGAAAAGGGACAUAUUGAAGCUACUUGCAGGAAGGUGGAAUCUUUCUGUAUUUUGGGCUGGAUGGGAACCAAGACGCUUUUUUAUUGUACAGGGCACACAAAAGUCAAGAGCCCCAGCACGCAACCUGUUACUUAAUGGUCCAUUGCAAACCACAGGGCAGGUGCAACCUCCCAUUUUUAAUUCAUUGGUAGACAUGGAUCCGAGGCUUGUAUUUGCCUUAUUUGAUUUACCAAGAGAAACAGAUGUCAGUGUAAGCUCCCUGAUUCUGAGAUUCGGUGGGGAGUGUGAACUUGUUUGGCUGAAUGACAAGAAUGCAUUAGCCAUAUUUACAGACAUGACAAGGGCUGCAACGGCUAUGAGACGUGUGGCCCAUGCAACUGCAUAUCAGGGUGCUGUCAAUCAAACGAGCACACCAAUAGGUUAGUUGUU
Cryptomeria japonica (Japanese cedar) is the source of this 2376-nucleotide messenger RNA. RefSeq names its product NF-X1-type zinc finger protein NFXL1-like. Bases 149 to 2371 code for a protein of 740 amino acids. The transcript has a single exon. NCBI's taxonomy places the organism in Eukaryota, Viridiplantae, Streptophyta, Pinopsida, Cupressales, Cupressaceae. The record is from RefSeq and is a predicted model, not a curated record. Gene Ontology annotation, biological process: regulation of DNA-templated transcription. Gene Ontology annotation, cellular component: nucleus. Gene Ontology annotation, molecular function: DNA-binding transcription factor activity, RNA polymerase II-specific; zinc ion binding; RNA polymerase II transcription regulatory region sequence-specific DNA binding.